This is a messenger RNA of Anopheles funestus (African malaria mosquito), 1303 nucleotides long. Its product is annotated as omega-amidase NIT2-like. Bases 366 to 1223 code for a protein of 285 amino acids. Gene Ontology annotation, molecular function: omega-amidase activity. The record is from RefSeq and is a predicted model, not a curated record. NCBI's taxonomy places the organism in Eukaryota, Metazoa, Arthropoda, Insecta, Diptera, Culicidae. The transcript has 3 exons. Gene Ontology annotation, cellular component: mitochondrion. Gene Ontology annotation, biological process: oxaloacetate metabolic process; L-glutamine metabolic process.
UACCAGGCGCCAUGCAACUGUCAUUUUAAUUACUCGUUCUGAUCGCAGUUGCCGCUUGACGGCGGUUGUCAAAUUUUGUUCGUCGGGUGUGUGUUAUUAUCUACAACAACAACAACCACUAUUUAACACAGAUGAUUUAAAAACAGCUGAUAAUUGUAUUUAAUCGUAGUUCAACGAUUUUUUCAGUACAUUUGUGUUUCAAAACGCCAUUGUUUUAAUUCAUCAAUCUACAGCAAUAGUUCAGGAAGUGUCUAGCAUUUGAUAGUCUGUCUGAUAUUUGCGAUCGCGGUUAGCGGAAAACAUUAUCAAUAUUGUAACAUCUCGAAGCAACUGUGUCAGAUUGGCUGCCACUUUCACGGUAACAGAUGACCACGAUGGCUCGCGCUGGAUUUCGCAUUGCCUUGCUACAGUUGAAAGUAGGUGCAAGCAAGGCACAAAACAUCGAAAACGCUUUGGCCAAAAUACGGUUUGCCGCAGUGGACAAAGGUGCCCGUGUGGUAGCACUGCCAGAAUGUUUCAACUCACCGUACGGAACGCAACACUUUCCAGCAUAUGCAGAAGAAAUCCCAACCGGCGAAACAAGCCGCAGCCUAGCAGCGAUAGCGAAGGAGCUCGGCAUUUACCUUAUCGGCGGAACGAUUCCGGAGAAGUGUACAACGGAUAACAAACUGUACAACACCUGCACCGUAUGGUCACCGGACGGUGCCCUUAUGGCGACGUACCGCAAAAUCCAUCUUUUCGACAUUAACAUACCAGGCGGGAUCACGUUCCGUGAAUCGGACGUCCUGACGGGCGGUAGCGACCUAGCGACGGUUUCCAUCGAGGGUGCGAAAAUUGGCAUCGGCAUUUGCUACGACAUACGGUUCGAUGAGCUAGCGCGACUGUACCGCAAUCAGGGGUGCGAUAUGCUAAUCUACCCAGGUGCAUUCAACAUGAAGACCGGUCCGUUGCAUUGGGAGUUGCUUGCCCGAGGCCGUGCGAACGAUACGCAGUCGUACGUGGCGACCAUUUCACCGGCACGCGACCCUUCCGCUGGAUACGUUGCCUGGGGCCACUCGAUGGUGGUCGAUCCGUGGGCAAAGGUUAUCGUGGAAGCUAACGAAGACGAAGCAACAGUUAUCACGGACGUGAAUCUCCAGACGGUGGAUGAAGUGCGGGCACAGAUUCCGAUAUUCAGCCAACGCCGAACGGACCUCUAUAAAACGGAACCACUUGGAAAAUAGCGUAUGUAGUACGCGUACCGAAUAUUUGCCAUUUUAUGUAAAAAAAACUGUUGAAAAUAAACCUAAACGCUAUAUGGCUA